Molecule: messenger RNA, 3157 nt
Organism: Seriola aureovittata
Lineage: Eukaryota; Metazoa; Chordata; Actinopteri; Carangiformes; Carangidae
Product: zgc:171566
Exons: 9
Coding region: 245-1207 (320 amino acids)
Biological process (GO): tetrahydrofolylpolyglutamate metabolic process
Cellular component (GO): vacuole
Molecular function (GO): gamma-glutamyl-peptidase activity
Source: RefSeq, a predicted model, not a curated record
GUGUGUGUGUGUGGAGUAGAGAUCCACACGUGACUGACUGAUGCUCUUAUACAGGAGCCUGGACGGAGGUAAAGGCACAGAUAAGAGGAGGACAGCCUGAGAGAGGAGAGUCUUCAGCCUUCAGUCACAGCAUCAUCAUCAUCAUCAUCAUCAUCAUCACCACCACCCGGAAGGCAGAGUCUUCCCCUCCCGUCAUCCCUGCAUCUCCAGUGGCUUCGUGUUUUCAUCCCGCCCGGUGUCGUGGAUGUAUCGGCCGGCUGCAGCCGUGUUCGCGGCGCUGACCGCUUGGCUCUGGUGCGGUGCGGCUGUGUGCGCGGUGGCGGGAAAAAGCCAGCCGCUCAACCAGCGACCCAUCAUCGGUGUGCUGGCGCAGGAGAACCUUCCAGGAGACCAGGUCGCUCAGGGCUCCUCCUACAUCGCCGCCUCCUACGUCAAGUACCUGGAGGGAAGCGGGGCCAGGGUCGUUCCCAUCAGAAUCAAUCGAACAGAAGAAGAAUAUGCGAAGAUAUUCUCCUCAAUCAACGGGUUGUUGCUGCCGGGGGGCGACGUGGAUCUUCAGACGUCGCAGUUCAGUCGAGCCGCAAAGAUCUUCUACAGCUUGGCUCUGAAGGCCAACGACGCCGGGGACUACUUCCCCAUCUGGGGGACGUGUCAGGGCUUCCAGCAGCUGUCUGUCCUCACGGCCAACAAGAACCUGCUGACCCUCACUGACACCAAGGCCGUGGCUCUACCGCUCAAACUCACAACAGCGGCCAAGUCCAGCCGUCUGUUCCAGAGUUUUCCCAAGGAUCUGCUGCAGUCUCUGGCCGAGGAGAACAUCACCUCCAACUUCCACAGCUGGAGUCUGUCCAUUCAGAACUACAGCCGGAACGCCAAGCUGAAGAGGUUUUACAAGAUCCUGUCCACGAACAAUGACGGGAAGAAAGAAUUCAUCUCCACCAUGGAAGCCAACCGGUAUCCGUUUUAUGCUGUUCAGUGGCAUCCAGAGAAAAGCCCCUUCGAGUGGAUAGAUAAGCCGGGAAUGGUCCACUCCACGUCUGCUGUCAGAGCCAGUUACUACACGGCCAGCUUCUUCGUCUCUGAAGCCAUGAAGAACCAACACCACUUCUCCAGUCUGGUGGAGGAAGAGCGAGCUCUCAUCUACAACUUUUCUCCGGUCUACGCCGGCAUCCACGCCGUCUUCGUUCAGAACUACUACUUCGAUUGACGGACAGGAAACAGACCUGAUCUCAGAAUCUCCAGUCGGAAAACAUCUUUAAAACCAAACUCCAUGGCGUCGUCGUGCACAGCAGCCUCCGACAUCAGAUCAACAAUUAGCAGUUUAGCUUAACCGAUUUGCACAGUUACAUUAAAGUGCCAACAGUGCAGCGAUUAAUAAUACAAGAUAAAUAUAGUCUAAUAUCAUAAAAGUACAAAAUCAAACAAUGUGCCAAUGUGUUUCCAUGGAAAUGAAUUUAUAUUUCAGUCUCAGUGACAUCGCUCCUCAGUUCUAAACAUAAUAUCUAUGAACUACAUUUAUUCAUUCAGGAUUUUUAUACAUCCAUAAAAUACAAUGAUUAAAAGUCAAAUAUCAGUUUACAUACACUUUUUGAAUAAUAAUAAAACAGUUAAGAUUUAAAGUCAACAGUAUAAAAACACUGCCACAUGAUUCACAUUAAUCCUACAGCAACACUCUUUGAUUGAAUUCACCUUACAGUGUUUUGUUUACAUGCAGUCUGACUCACCCGUAGAUGAGCAGUAGGAAAGUAUAUUUUCACGACUGCUGUUCAUUCCAUACAAGUAUAUAUGACCAAUUAUGACAAAUUAAAUUAAAAUUAAAUGUAAAAUGCUGGUGAAUUCGCAGUCGCAGCUUGUGUCUCAGAUCAGUAGCGUCACCACUUGCACUAAAAUGUACUUUCACGUGUUCAGAAUGCUUUAAAUUAUAUAUUCGACUCGUCUUUGCUCGUCUUGUAACUACAGUGUCUCAUGCAUCCACUCCGGAGCCAGUGUUUCCCAAAUCACUGCCAUUUAAAUUUGUAUUAAUGUCAACAUGUUUUUAGAUGUCGGUCAGAAAUCUUGAGAAUCUGAAGAAAGUUAAACGGACUCACCUCUCAUUAGUCGGCACCAGCGUCGCUCUUCAGCCUGAGUGAAUAUGAGACUCUCUAAUUAGAUUUACCCAAUAAUAUGCAAUUACUAACACGACUUUUGAAAACCAGUGCUGAUGUUCGCCGUCUCUUAAUUUUAAAACUUCUCCGGCCAGCGGCGUCGUCACAUUGCGAGUCUGCGUCGGUGCGACACGAGCACAGAAUUUCAUGAGAUUGCACGUUGCCCUCUGCUUCACUGGGAGCUUUAGCCUCUUUUUAGCUGCUGGAAGUCCAGGAGGUUGAGAAAAAGCGGGAGCCUUUGUGCAGCCGAAUUCUGACGGAGAAGCCACUGAAGCCUCGGGCUUAACGUGGAUCACCAGGAAACACCGACUCACCUCGUUUCCCAUGUUGCAUUUCAUCAUCAGCGAGAGAUUAUUGAAGUUCAGAGAGAUUAUAGCAAAACUGCUGUUUCAAUAUCAGUGUGGAAAAAAUGAAUGUUCUGUAGAAACGUUAACACACUUUUCUCCUUCUUAUGUUUUUCUCUGCACAACAUCCUCAUGCCUCAGUUUCUAGAAGAUAAACAGUGUUUCUCUCCUCAACGUUUAACAGACAAAAACAGAUAGUAAUAAUAAUAAAUCAUAACUCAGAGUUGAGAAACAGUUUGUCUACAUGAUUGUAUUCUUGUGCGUUGUUUUUUUUAAUCCUCAAAAGGAAAUGAAGUAUUUUGUAAAACGUGUGUCAGAGGGGAAAAUUUAAGGAAUUAAAGUCUUCACACUGACACACAUGUAUUUUAUUUUUUUAAUUGUACUCAUCCACUUUGUAUAAACGAGGAUGGAAACCUGAAAACAUCACGAGGUUUUCUCACCAUGUUCCUGGAGAAAAUUGAUUGUAUGUCUGAAAAGUGAAACCUUGAAUGUUUAACGAUGUGAUAUUUAUCAGCCACCGUCCUCACUCUCCGAAACCAAUACGGCUCGUCGUUUUAUAUCCUUCUUUUGUUUGUUUGUUUGUUUUUGUUUUUGUUUUGCUUCACAUUUAAACGUUUCUUGUGAAAAAUGCAGCCAAAGUCAAAAUAAAUAAAUGGAUAAAUAAAAUUC